AUGGCUUUUACCUGCCGUCGUCUCCUCCUGGGUCUUCUUCUUCUUCUUCCCCGAUUGGGGUGCUCUGCGGCUGAAGCCGAGAGCCCCUUCUCCCCCAGAGCGAGCUUGCUCCGGCAGUGGAAGCGGCUCUUCGCCUCCGAGCAGAUGCCCAGCAUCCUCCUGGACAAGGCCUCCCCGCUGAACGCUACCCAGGUAGCCGCCUUCUCCCGCUACAUCGCCGACGGCACUCUCCCCAGCCACCUCCGUGUCUUCUGCUCUGCCGCCAACCUCUUCUGCGACGACAAGAACCCGGCCAACGUCACCAGCGACGUCUCUGGCGACGCGGAGUUCGAGAGCUACAGCAACAAGGACUUCCGGCGGUACCAGAAGGGCACAGUCUUCGGCGGUGACAACUUCAAGAACUACUCCGUCGGCGAGAACGUCGCCCGGGACACCUUCCUCCGCUACGGCCAGGACGGCACCUCCGGGUUCGAGCAGUUCACCAACUACGCUCUCACCACCAACGUCGGUGGCUCCGGCUUCACCAGCUACGACGACAACAGCAACGGCGGCGGCGGGGUCUUCCAUAGCUACGGCAUGCAGAGCAACGUCCAGGGCCACGACUUCGCCGCCUACGGCGCAGACAGCAGCGCGGUCUCCGACAGCUUUACUUCCUACUCGGAGGAGUCGAACGUCGUCAGGAACGAUUUCAAGGGCUACGGAAAGGACGCCAGCUCCAUGCCCAGCACGUUCACGGGCUACUCCACCAAGUCCAACGUCGGCACCAGCACCUUCAAGGGCUACAGCGCCGGCGGCAACGGGGGCACCGGCAUGUUCCAGAGCUACGGCGAGUCGGAGAAUAUCGCCCGUAGCGACUUCCUCUCCUACGGCGCCGAUGGCAACGGCGACUUCAACCAGUUCCGCUCGUACGGCGAGCAGGCGAGCCAGUCGGACAACUCCUUCCGCUCCUACGCCAAGGGCAACAACGCGCCAUUGGAGGACUUCUCCAACUACGGCAACUCCACCACCUCCUCGAAGAACGAGUUCGUCGAGUACAAUAAGGACGCCGGCGGCGUCGAUCCCUUCCUUCGCUUCACAACCUACGUCGGCAACCAGACUUCCUUCAAGCAGUACUUCCGCACGCCGGGAACCUUCAUCGAUUACAUCAAUAGCAGCCAGGCUUCGGCGGCCGCCACUGUGGAGCCGGGGAAGUUCUUCCGGCGGGCGAACCUCGCCGAGGGAAAGAGCAUUCCCAUGCCGGAUAUCCGCGACAAAAUGCCGCCGCGUUCGUUCCUCCCUCGGGCGCUCGCCCAGAGGCUGCCGUUCGGGUCAGCGCGGUUGCCGGAGCUCGUCCGCCUACUGGGCGCCGCCGUCCUGCAGGGGUCGAUGGCGAAGACUGUGGCGGAGUGCGAGCGCCCUGCAGUGAAGGACGAGAUAAAGAGAUGCCCGACGUCCCUGGAGGCGAUGGCCGAGUUCGCCGCCUCAGUACUGGGGAAGUCGGCGGCGGUGUCGACCACGGCGAGCACCGCCGGGUGGGGGAAGACUCUGGUGGUGGGGAAGGUAGCGCCCCGCCGGGGGGGCGGAGAGACGGCGGCGGUGUCGUGCCACCAGAGCCUGUUCCCGUACCUGGUCUACUACUGCCACGCGGUACCCAGGGUGGCCGUCUACGACGUAGAGCUCAAGGAGGACGCCAGAGGGGAGGUGGUGAACCACGGGGUUGCGAUAUGCCACCUCGACACGACCCAGUGGAGCGCCGGGCACGCGGCGUUCGUGGCGCUGGGGCCGGCGCCGGGGAAGAUCGAGGUCUGUCACUGGAUCUUCGAGAACGAUCUCAUCUGGGUGGCCCGUGACGGGUGA
Spirodela intermedia is the source of this 1836-nucleotide messenger RNA. The record is from the annotation of a GenBank genome assembly. NCBI's taxonomy places the organism in Eukaryota, Viridiplantae, Streptophyta, Magnoliopsida, Alismatales, Araceae.